AUGGCUUCCGCAAGAAGACGAGCUCCAUGCGUAUUAUCGGCCUGGUCAAUCAUCUCGCUGAUCGUCGUGCACGCUGAGUCGAGCGACAGCCCAGCAGGAAGAUUAUCGGCUGAUGAGGAUGUCUUGCUGCAGUUCCGGAAGGAGCUGUACAUCACGGCCAGCAAUAGGAAACAACUGGAUGAAAACUAUGACAUCACGCUGAGACCAUGCGAAAGUUGGCGCGGCAUACAAUGUAGAAACUCGAGCGUGAUUGCCAUUUACAAUACACAGAAGAUGGUUCUGAGCGGUUCUGUGCCCGCUGUGCUUGGAUCUCUGCCGAAUCUCACUCGACUAAGCAUUCCAGGCAUGGGUUUCUCAGGCUCCAUAACCGACGCCUUGUUCAACUCCAGCAAUCUGGAGGUGAUAGACUUGAGCAGUAACAAUCUCACGGGCCCUAUUCCAGCCUCCAUUGGCAAGCUGCGAAAGUUAAAUGUUCUGUACUUGGUGAACAAUCAACUCAACGGGACUUUGAAGCCACUGUCUGGCCUUGCGGCCGCCGAGAACUUUGCUUCCCUCUAUUUAGAGAACAAUCAGCUCGAAGGGGAUUUGAGCCCCCUCGAAAAUCUCACGUCUCUGGUCGUGGUGAAGCUGAGCUUCAACCGAUUAACAGGUGACGUGAGUUAUCUCCAAAAUCUGACCAAGUUGCAAUCACUGCAGGUGCAAGGAAAUCAGCUAUCUGGGAAUUUGUCCGCUCUUGCAAAUCUGCAGACCGUCCAGGCGCCGAGCCAACCAACACAGUUGUUGAAGCUGGAUCUGGCGUCCAACCAGCUGACGGGGGACGUCCCAAACUUUUUCUUCUCCGAGCAAUCAAGGCUGUAUGAGUUGUUGCUGGGGAAUAACGAUCUGACCGGUUCGCUGGAUCCAGAAGGCUCGAGCACUGAUUCUUCUGCUCUAGAAAUUCUCGAGCUGCACAACAACCACCUCUCCGGGUCCUUGGGCGCAGGAGUGCUGAACUUUACUAGACUCAAGAGCCUCAAGGUGAGUAACAAUUCCCUGACUGGGGAGUGUUUCAGUGGCUUCAAGAAGAGCACUAUCAUGACCGACAUGGAUUUGUCCCACAACAUUCUGACUGGAAGGAUUCCCGAGACUCUGUUCCGAAUGCCCGCUGUAAAAGCUGAUUUGUCCUACAACAAUUUCAGCGGGCCCUUACCCGAGAAUGCCGAUGACUAUGUGGAUCAAGAUAACAUCAAUCUCGCUGGCAAUCCACUUUUGUGCACUACUACAGCUGAAGACUUCAACCUGAAAUUAUGUGGAGGAGUCUACUCACCCCAACCUAUAAGGGCACCGCCAACUACACGGGCUCCCUCGCCAGUGCUACUAAUCGGCCUGGCGGGGGGAAUUUCGAGCUUCUGCCUGCUAAUGGUGUGUGUAUGUCUCGGAGUUUGCCUGCGCUACAGAGGCAAGCGGCGAUCAUCAAGCGUCCAAGACAAUCAGCAUCCGAGCUUCCAGCUGGUCAUGGCGGUUCAGGGAGGAGGGAACUCCAUCCGCCACCGGACGAUGAAGGAGCUCCGCGAGGCCACAAACAACUUCUCCGCCGCCAACAUGAUCGGGUCGGGAAGAUUCGGAAGCGUGUACAGAGGAAUUCUAGACGGCGAAGUGGUGGCCAUCAAGAACAGUGAGAGGGUCCACACGCUCGAGGCCCAGAAGCAAGUGCUGAACGAGAUCACGGUCCUCUCGCAGGUGCGCCAUCGGCACCUCGUAGCUCUGCAAGGAUGCUGCCUGACCACCAAUGCCGCCAUGCUGGUCAUGGAGUACGUCCCGUUGGGGAGCCUGGCCAGCAAUCUGCAGGCCCCCAAGAGGGAGAAUCUCACAUGGCCUGUUCGCUUCAAGAUCUGCCUCCAGGUAGCGGAGGCGCUCAACUAUCUGCACAAUGCAGCCCAGCUUCCGAUCUAUCACCACGACGUGAAAUGCGCCAACAUUCUGCUCGACAACAAUUUCGACGCCAAGGUCGCCGACUUCGGACUCUCCAAGCUCGUCCCCGAGCACGAAAACCAUCUCCACAUGCACCCGGACGUGCAGGGUGCGCAGCAUCGCACGGCCAAGAGCGAUGUCUACGGCUUCGGGGUAGUUCUGCUCGAGCUACUGAUGGGCAGACCCGUCGAAGAGCUCGACUUCCGAGGAAAUGGGCUGUCCCAAUUGUCGGCUAUAGUGAAGGACGAAGAGAGCUUCAUGGCCCAUCUCGAUCCCUUGCUGCUCGAGGAGGCGGUGUACCAGGACGAUCUGAGAGCCGGCGCUCUGGCGCUUGCGGACGUCGCCAUCCAAUGCCUCCAGACCUCGCCUGCCGAUCGGCCUUCCAUGAGGAAAAUUGUGGCAUUCCUGUCAAAUCUUCACGGAUUUAGCUCGAGCCGCAAAACCACGCCCAGCUCGAGCCGUUCUGGAGUUCCGAAUACAGGCGAUCCUGCACUCGCACUCACUGCCGAGUACUUGAAAGCUUUGGACAGGACAAGGAAUGGAUCUCAAUCUGCGCACGACUCGCUGGCGUGGGGUCCCAAAAUUCUGACGUCCGAACACUUGCGCGCUUUGGAUAGACAGAAGACUCGACCUCGACCUUCUUACACGCCCAGCACCCUGUCCUCCCCAGGAACUGCUGCGUUGUCCGGCUCUCACUCUCGCUCCCGCGGGCUGGAUUCCGAUCAAAGCAGCCGGGAGAGUCUUGCAAUUUCCCCUGUGCAUGCAAAUUCCAGUUCGCGCUCGUCGCCGAGAUCCGAGUCCAUUUGGAUGCCUCAUUCCGCAGCGCUAAGCAGCGCCAAGGCUGCCACAGCGCCUUCAUCUGGCCACGGCGUUGUUUCGAGGUCUUCAUCGCGGAAAGCUGCCUCACUAUCCCAGGCGCUGGAGUCUGACUUUCGAGCUGUCGUCCCCUCGCCUGUGAGCACCAUGGACAGUCAGGAACUCUCGUUGAAGUCGCACUCUGCUCCGGAUUCCUCUUCCCCGGAGCAUACUGGUGCGCAUUUCUCUCCAGAGAGGCGCUCUGCGGGGUCGGCAGCAUCCGUGCCAAGCGUGGGUCGUCAACCGUAUGGAUGGAGAUGGCACACGAGUUCUCCAGCUCAUAGUAUUGCUCUAUGGGGUGCUCAUCACCCAGGGCUGGAGUUUGAUGAUCAAACUGAAGGUUCUGAGGAUCUGUCUGUCAAGUCUUUCACUUCGGUUGUGGCUGGAACGGAAGUGAUUAAGGGGCCUCAAUCUGGACACAAAUCCGACACAAGGCUACCAGUGGAGACUGCUAGGGUAUCCGGGUCUAGUAUUCAGACAAUCAAUUCUGAGAAUCGAGCUGAAGUCCCCUCCGAUGCCAGCGGAGUGGAGGAGUACUCAAGAGCCUCUUCGGAGCCAAUGUCUCAGACUCGCCACCCAUCGAAGCCAUCUUCCGACUGCCAUUCAAGAACAUCCACAAGAUCCUCUCCCACUCAUGAGAUAGAGGAGGUCGUUGCUGAUGAUUACCAUGCCAAGGGUAUGACGAAGCCUAAGCGUCUGACGUUCACAACCUCUCGCUCACGGAGCAAAAAAUCCUCCAUCCUUUAUGAGACUCGUUAUUAG
Marchantia polymorpha subsp. ruderalis is the source of this 3567-nucleotide messenger RNA. The record is from the annotation of a GenBank genome assembly. NCBI's taxonomy places the organism in Eukaryota, Viridiplantae, Streptophyta, Marchantiopsida, Marchantiales, Marchantiaceae.